AGAUCUGCAAGCAAACUCGAAAACGCUGGGCCUGGUCUCAACUCAACCUAAAAAACCAAACCAAACCGAAAAACCCUUUUUCCCACAACCAAAUAUAAAUAUUGAAAUCUUUUCAUUUUCUCAGGUCUCUCUCUCAAGUGUACUCAACCGCCUCACUCUUCUCUCUCUCAGCCUCAGCCACCGCCACCUCCUUCCUCUUCCUCUUCCUCUUCCUCUUCGACUUUGAUCACUCCACCGGAGGUGAGAGAUGGCUGCGACUGAUGGAGCUCCCACCCCUCAGAUGGUUGGCAAUGCUUUUGUGGAGCAGUACUACUCAAUUCUCCAUCAUGAUCCGGAGCAGGUUCACAGGUUUUACCAUGAGACGAGUAUCCUCAGUCGACCUGAAGAAGAUGGUACUAUGACCACGGUCACUACUACUGUCGAAAUAAAUAAAAAGAUACUCUCUCAGGAUUACAAGAGCUUUAGGGUGGAGAUUCUGAGUGCUGAUUCUCAGCCUUCAUAUAAGGAAGGUGUAAUAGUUGCAGUGACUGGCUGCUUAACUGGAACUGACAAUAUGAAGCGGAAGUUUGCUCAGUCAUUUUUCCUAGCUCCACAGGACAAGGGCUACUUUGUUUUGAAUGAUGUUUUUAGAUAUGUUGAUGAGUACAAGUCUGUUGAUAUUGAGUCUGUGCCAUCACGUGAUGCUGAUGAAAUUACUCUAUCUGAUGCUUUUGCCCCCGAGCCUGAGCCCAAUCAUGUUCCUGAAGACAUUCCUCCUAGUCAAACUGCUAUUGCUGAAACUGAUGCUAGCAUCAGGAAAGAAGUGUCUCAACCACUGGAGAAUGGAAAAUUAUCAGUUACUGAAAAGGUGAUUCCUGUUAAUCAUGUUGAAGAGCCAAAUCAUCAGGAACAUCACUCAAGCUCUGAGAAAGCUGAUUCUAAUACACAGGAGGAUGCUCCUAAGAAGUCUUUUGCAUCCAUUGUCAAUGCAUUGAAUGAAAAUGCUGCUCCCUUCCAUGUGAGGACUUCCCCUAUGAAACCUGUAGAACAGCCUCGUGUCUCUAGCAAGCCUGCAUCUGAAGCUCAAGCUCCUAUCGCUGAUGUCCUACUGGAAAAGAAUAAUGAGAAUGCAGGUAAGGCUCAUGCCAUAUUUGUUGCGAAUUUACCUAUGAAUGCUACCGUAGAGCAACUGGAACGGGCUUUUGUGGAAUUUGGGCCCAUUAAAACCAAUGGUAUUCAAGUUAGAAGUAAUAAGCAACAAGGAUCUUGUUUUGGUUUUGUGGAAUUUGAAUCUGCUGCGUCAAUGCAAAGUGCACUUGAGGCCGCUGUUAUAUUGGACAACCGCAGACUAUCCAUUGAAGAAAGGCGAGCUAAUAAUGACAGGGCCAGAUAUCCAUCAGGACGCGGUGGAUACCGAAAUGACAGAAAUGAUAGCUUCAGGGGCCGUGGCAACUUCGGUGGUGGCAACUUUGGUGGUGGCCGUGGUGGUGGCUACAACGGCAGGAAUGAUUUUGAGAGGCGAAAUGAGUUCUCUGGCCGACCACGAGGUGGCAAUAAUAUGGGACGUAACAAUGGAGAAACUGCGCCAAGGAGUUAUCAGAAUGGUCAGACUGGUCAGAAUGGAGGAAGAGUCGCUCGCCAACCGGUGAAAGCUCAGUAAAGCGCUUUUAGUUGGUAAUUUAGUUACAACGGAAUUUUCUUAUAGAUAGCGGCAUCUAAGGGAUUUUGGUUUUCAUUUGGAUUAGAGUCUUUUUCUUUUAAUAGCUGUCAUGAUUCUUUCGGGCAGUUGUUUUUGGUUAAAUUAAGUGAUUCCAUAUUUAGUUCUCUCCCGAUUUUUGUUACAUUUUGUAUCUAAGUUUUGGUAUGAUUGUUUUGUGGAAUUGGCUACAUUUAUAUACCAUUUUUUAAGAAACAAAAUCAAUGUUUCGUGCUAA
Lotus japonicus is the source of this 1913-nucleotide messenger RNA. RefSeq names its product nuclear transport factor 2-like. The record is from RefSeq and is a predicted model, not a curated record. NCBI's taxonomy places the organism in Eukaryota, Viridiplantae, Streptophyta, Magnoliopsida, Fabales, Fabaceae. Gene Ontology annotation, molecular function: mRNA binding. The transcript has 9 exons. The coding region runs from base 248 to 1639 and encodes 463 amino acids. Gene Ontology annotation, cellular component: cytosol; ribonucleoprotein complex.